Molecule: messenger RNA, 1464 nt
Organism: Ilex paraguariensis (yerba mate)
Lineage: Eukaryota; Viridiplantae; Streptophyta; Magnoliopsida; Aquifoliales; Aquifoliaceae
Source: the annotation of a GenBank genome assembly
AUGGGUUUUGGAAGAUCUUCUAUUGAAGCUUCAGCAGCAACUUUCAUGGCUGCCAAUAAAGCAAACCACCACUCAAACACAAUACUAUCCAACUCCCAUCAACAACUACUGCACCAGAGUCAGCAGGAUCAAGAUCAUCGUCACCAAAACAAUCAGAUGUCAUUUGGAAUGAUGCAAUCACCUUUAUCAUUAUCAUCAACCAUUCAUGGAAACUUCAUAAGCAAAGACACUGGAGCUUAUGAUUUGGGUGAAUUAGAUCAAGAUCUUUUCCUUUACCUUGAUGGCCAGAGCCCCUCAACAGCCCAAGAGCAAAGACAAAAUUCUGGAAUGAGGCCCUCAACAUUGAAUAUUUUUCCUUCUCGGCCCAUGCAUGUAGAGCCAUCUUCAACAAAGGCAAUUGCUGGAGUAGUUCCUCCAGCUACCAGUGGUUCAAAGAGAUCAUCUGAGCCGUCCAUGGAGGUUCCAAACACAAGCAAUGAUGUUACUGCUGGGCCUGAACGAGCCAAAACUGUCAAGUGUGAAGGAAACCGCAAAAGUCCAACAUCGAGUUCAGAGCAGGAUCGACCCAAAACACCAGACCCUAAGCAGAUAUUGAGGAGGCUUGCUCAGAAUAGAGAGGCAGCUAGGAAAAGCAGACUUAGAAAAAAGGCUUAUGUUCAGCAGCUAGAGACAAGUAGGAUAAAGCUUACUCAAUUGGAACAAGACAUACAGAGAGCUAGAUCUCAAGGUUUUUAUUUGGGUGGAGGCGCGGUUUUGGGAGGAGAACAAGGACUUUCUGCUGCCAUGGGCAACAUUAGCUCUGAUGCUGCAGUUUUCGACAUGGAGUAUGCGAGAUGGCUAGGAGAACACCACCGUAUCAUGUGCGAGCUCCGGGCGGCACUACAAGAGCAUUUGCCGGAGAAUGAUUUGAGGCUUUUUGUGGAAAACUGCUUAGCUCAUUAUGGUGAGAUGAUUAGCCUCAAAAGCAUGGUCGCCAAAUCCGACGUGUUUCAUCUUUUUUCCGGCAUGUGGAGAACUCCAGCGGAACGAUGCUUCUUAUGGAUGGGAGACUUCCGGCCAUCCGACCUCAUCAAGAUUGUUGUCAGCCAAAUUGAGCCAUUGACGGAGCAACAACUGAUGGGUAUCUGUGGACUACAACAAUCGACCCAGGAAGCCGAAGAAGCUCUGUCUCAAGGACUUGAUGCUCUUAACCAAUCGCUUUCACUCACCAUUGCUUCUGAUGCAAUGAGCUGUCCUCCAAACAUGGCCAACUACAUGGGUCAAAUGGCCAUAGCCAUGAACAAGCUCUCCACCGUCGAAGGUUUUCUUAGACAGGCAGAUAAUUUGAGGCACCAAACACUUCACCGGCUGUAUCAACUCUUAACGACUCGUCAAGCAGCAAGGUGUUUUCUGGCCAUUGCCGAGUACUUCCACCGCCUCCGAGCUCUUAGCUCUCUCUGGUUGGCACGUCCCCAGCAGGAAUGA